UUAAAAAUAGAAGGAUAAUAUUAUUCUUAGUGUGAAUAAAAGGAAUGAAAAGCGACGAAAUUCUAUUAUUAUUAUUAUUAUUAUUAUUAUUAUUAUUAUUAUUAUUAUUUUGUGAAGAAUGAGGGAAAAAAAAAAGAAUAUUUAAAGGGAGAAAGUUUUGUUAUAUUAAACAUAAAUUAUAUGGUUUGGAAGUUGAAAUCGGAAAAUCUGGGAGCGACGGCCGUUGCAGACAGCCGCACCGCAACGAUGAGCUUAGCUCUGCUACAAAGCUACUCCUCCGCCGACGAAGACGAAGAGGAUGUCCGCCACCAAUUGUCAGAAGAUGAAAUCUCCUCCGACGAUGAGAGUGUGGACGCCGUUCCCCGCACCACCCGCUCCUACAAACCCUUGUUCGAUUCCGAUCCGCCCUCCUCUUCCUCUCUGCCCUCCGCUCUCGACGCCUUCUCUGAAGUUGAGGGGCCGCCGCAGUUCCUGAACAAUAGUGUUAAAGAAGAGGCGGUGAAAGAGGAUGUGCAGCGGUGGAGGCAUGGGGGUAGAAGACAGCGUAAAGAGAAGAAAGGCGCGCCCUCAGGAGCCGUGUUGGAAUCUAAGGCGCAGUUGGUUGGGAUCCAUGAGAGAGUGCGAAGUGAUAUUGUGGGCAAAGCCUCUGAAGGGCAAUCCAGUGACUCUGCAAUCGGCACAAAAGUUGGGAAACGCGUGGCAACUGUUGCCAAUCCUAAUGCAGAAGAUGCUGCUGAGCUCUUGAGAAUGUGCUUGGCAUGUGGGGUUCCGAAAACCUAUUCUCACACGAAGGGAAUGGUCUGCCCUAUGUGCGGUGAUCGACCUCCUCCGGCAGAUUCGGAUAAGGACACAGCGAAGAAGAAGGGUUCAGCCAUUAAAGAUAAGGAAAAGAGCAAGAGAAUGAAGGGUCAGUCAUCACACGCGACUUGGAAGAGUGAAACGGAAAUGCAACUUAGACAGCAGUUUGAUUAGCAAAAAAUUGCUAUUCUGUACCUUUAGAUUUGAAUUUCAACAACUUGGGAUUAUGUGUUGUUCAACUUCCAUAGCCGUUGGCUUGGAGAAAUCUCAUCUGUGCUAUAAAAUAUUAUCUUCAUUCGUCAA
Messenger RNA from Salvia miltiorrhiza (redroot sage), 1101 nucleotides. RefSeq lists its product as uncharacterized. NCBI's taxonomy places the organism in Eukaryota, Viridiplantae, Streptophyta, Magnoliopsida, Lamiales, Lamiaceae. The record is from RefSeq and is a predicted model, not a curated record. Bases 181 to 972 code for a protein of 263 amino acids. The transcript has 4 exons.